AUGGAUCGCAGCGCUGUCAAUGUGCCUACUGAUCCGCAGUUGAAGGAGAAUGAUAUCAAUCGCAAACUACAAUUAUAUGGCAUUUACUCUGCAUUCAGGAAUGGAAAAAUCCCAUCGAAUAAACAAAUUGAUGUCGCCCUGAAUAGCCUGUUGGCAUCGGAAGCUUUGUCUUCGCCUACUGAUAAACUGUCUCCUGAAGGUCAAGCCCUCAUCAAAGGUGUGCGAGAAGUGAUUGAGAAUGCCAAAAGAGUUAUCCUGGUUAAAAAUCAGGACGGCUUGAUGCAGGAGUUUGUUUGGGACCUGGAACAUAGUGGAGACCGUUCCGCCCAAGAGACUUCAGAGAGUCCGUUUAACAGAGAGGCCUUGAAAGAAGAUCGUUCUCAAGCUGUGGAGGGACUGAGAACUCUAGGCACUCUGUUGAUAACCAAUGGCCAGUUCCGGAAGCUUCUUCGUGAUGCGAUGAUUUUGAUGCGUGAUAUGGCCAGUGAUGUUGCCCAAAGAGCGGCGGGACAGAUCAGACCUUCACAGGAGGAGAUGGCCGGGAUAGACGAACCGGCGGAAAGAAAUGUUUGGCACGAUAAGCCGGAUUUCUCAAAGGACAAGCUAGCGUCUCAGUUCAUAUCGCAGGCGGGAGAAAUGAAGGUGCAGGCCAAAAGAACUGCCCAGGAAGCGGCGGAGACUGCAGAUCAAGCAGCCCGUCCAGAUGGUCCGCAGUCUGGCGUUGAUGUAGCUUCUGGUGCCACUGCUGGAACUCAAGUUGCCCGUGAAAGAGUAUCUGAGAAUGUUCCUGAAGAAGCCAAGUCCCAAUCCCGCGAAUUUACUGAGAAAACGAGGAAUUUUCUCCGUGAGAAAAUGCCUCAAGAGCGACGUGAUCAAACUAUUUGGCGAUUGAAAAGAACGGUUGUCGAAAUACAAGGCCAUUCUGAAUACCAGCAAGCAAUUGAAACUCUCCUUUCGCUUGUGGAAAUUUAUAGUGGCCAUGGCAAAGAUGCCUCUCAGCAGGGGGCUACGAUAAUAAAAGGGUUGUUAGAGGAACACAAAGAUUCGAUAGGGCGGUUGAGGACAAUCCUCGAACGUUUCGCGAACAGCACCUCAAUGGGCGAUCUUCUCGAUUACAUCAGAGACUUCUAUCAUGCCGCCGAUGAGGAUCCUCGAUUGAAAGACUGGUUUAGAUCGGUGAACACCUUCAUCAGGAAGUGUCUUCGAGAGCAAGGCUAUGUUCUGGAGGAUUCAGCAAAUGAUCAAUGGAACAGCCUUUAUGACGAAGGUCAAUUCCUACUUCGUGACCGCUACCGCGAUAAUACCAAUCUCGUAGUGGAUGAGAUAAAAUUCCUUGCCGAACAGUUUGACCAAGACCCUUUGAACAAAGCUUUCAGCAAUUCUUUACAAAAGCUUUUCCAUGAUCUUGGCUAUGAUGCCAACGGAAAGAUGGUUUUUAAGAAACACCUCAGGAAAGAUGUCACCGAUAUUAUCCUACCUAUCAUCUUUGAGAAAAUACGCUAUGUUCCAUUGCCACGCAUCGAGGUGUCCGACCCUAUGGCCGAUGUGGUGGUCGAGAAUCUCGUUAUUGAAAGUGACAAUCUCCUGCCCAAUGCCAUCGAGUUUAGUACCGACAACUAUUGGCGAUGGGGUCGUAAAAAGAUUACAAACAAACAUACAAAUAAGCUCAUGAUAUCAGCAACAGGAAUACAAACCGACUGGAAAGACGUCAGUUACUAUAUCAAGAAAAAAUCAGGUUUCCCAUCUAUCACCGAUACUGGAGUGAUGGACAUACUCAUGCAUGGCGAGGGUUUCAGCUUCCAGAUUUCGGGGUCUAUCAUUGAAUCACCUGAUAGGCUAUUCAAACCCGACAAAGUCAAGGUCGAUGUCAAAAACCUAGACAUUAAGCUCAAGAAGUCGAAACAUAAGUUCCUUUUCACGAUCUUCAAGCCCCUCCUCUUCAGUGUCGUUCGCACCGCUGUGGAGAAGGUCCUGGAGAAGAAAAUCAGCGAAAGUUUCACUAAAGCUGACCAAUUUGCAUACAACGUCCAUAAAGAAGCGCGACGUUCUUGGGAGGCAUCGCGCGACGACCAGGAUCAAACACACAACCUUUAUUCGUACUACGUCGAUGCACUACGGAAGCAAAUCAUGGAGCUCAGGGAGAAAGCCGCCGAAACAGAGGCCGUGAAAAAGCGAGACACUAAAGUCAAACUUGCUGUCACCGCUGCUGACUCUCUUUUCAAGGAUAUCAAACUGCCAGGUGGUAUAUCCUCCAAGGCUACAGAGUACGAGGAACUUGCUACCAAGGGUGAUAGAUGGGAAUCGCCUGUGUUCAGCAUCGGCGAGGCCAGUCAAUCUACAGACUAUCCUCGUCUAGCUCCCAUUACGCGGAAGACUCGGAAGUCUCUUGGGGACACUAACGGCCAAUUUAAUCAGCUUGAAGGCAAACGCGCUAUUGGAGGAACGAGAGUUGGAGGGCGUCCCCCUGUAGUCCCAGAAGUCAACCUUGGGGUGUAG
This is a messenger RNA of Paracoccidioides lutzii Pb01, 2496 nucleotides long. RefSeq lists its product as hypothetical. Bases 1 to 2496 code for a protein of 831 amino acids. The record is from RefSeq and is a predicted model, not a curated record. The transcript has 12 exons.